Danio rerio (zebrafish) is the source of this 1416-nucleotide messenger RNA. It is a transcript of the gene sec13, whose product is annotated as SEC13 homolog, nuclear pore and COPII coat complex component. Gene Ontology annotation, molecular function: structural molecule activity. NCBI's taxonomy places the organism in Eukaryota, Metazoa, Chordata, Actinopteri, Cypriniformes, Danionidae. The record is from RefSeq and is marked provisional. Gene Ontology annotation, biological process: endoplasmic reticulum to Golgi vesicle-mediated transport. Gene Ontology annotation, cellular component: nuclear pore; lysosomal membrane.
CGGAAAUAUUAUCAGUAUAUUAUUUUCUGAAGCACUGAGGAGUAAAAAGGGUACAUUCUUAAAAGUUUAUCGUUAAAGGAGGUUGUUGAGGGAUAUAAGCAAACAUGGUUUCGGUCAUUAACACAGUGGACACCUCACACGAGGACAUGAUCCAUGAUGCUCAGAUGGAUUAUUAUGGCACCAGACUGGCCACCUGCUCUUCGGAUCGCUCUGUCAAGAUCUUCGACGUCAAGAACGGAGGACAGAUCCUUGUGGCCGAUUUAAGAGGUCAUGAGGGUCCGGUGUGGCAGGUGGCCUGGGCUCAUCCCAUGUACGGCAACAUCCUGGCGUCCUGCUCCUACGACAGGAAGGUGAUCAUCUGGAAAGAGGAGAACAGCACCUGGGACAAGAUGUAUGAAUACACAGGCCACGACUCCUCGGUCAAUUCGGUUUGCUGGGGCCCAUACGACUUUGGCCUGAUUCUGGCCUGCGGUAGCUCAGACGGGGCCAUCUCAGUGUUAACCUGUUCUGGAGACGGACACUGGGAUAUUAAGAAGAUCAACAAUGCACACACUAUCGGCUGUAAUGCAGUGAGUUGGGCCCCAGCUGUUGUCCCAGGGAGUCUUAUUGAGCAGCCAACAGGACAGAAGCCCAACUACAUCAAGAGAUUUGUGUCUGGAGGCUGUGACAAUCUGGUCAAGCUGUGGAAGGAAGAAGACGGCCAGUGGAAAGAGGACCAGAAGCUGGAGGCGCACAGUGAUUGGGUGAGAGAUGUUGGAUGGGCUCCUUCUAUUGGUCUACCGACCAGCACAAUCGCCAGCUGCUCGCAGGAUGGUCGUGUGUUCAUCUGGACAUGUGAUGAUCCUGCUGGUAACACCUGGACAGCCAAACUCCUCCACAAAUUCAAUGAUGUGGUGUGGCACGUGAGCUGGUCCAUCACUGGAAACAUCCUGGCUGUGUCUGGAGGAGACAACAAGGUGACCCUGUGGAAGGAGUCAGUGGACGGACAGUGGGCUUGCAUUAGUGACGUCAACAAAGGCCAGGGGGCCGUGAGCUCCAUCACAGACAGCCAACAGAGCGAGCAGUGAGCCCUGUCCCUCUCUCGCACCUCUAAUCAGACCAGGGUUACUUCAUUCUGCCCUCAAAGACUUUCUGAAACCUGCAUCCCACUCCCAGGUGCUGGAGCCCAUAUCAAAUGUUGUUUGGUUUUUCAACCUUGCCAUGAUUUUUUAGAUUAUUUCCAAUGGUUCCUUCCCAGAUUGGAUGUUUCCGGUGAUUUGUAUUAUUUGUUCUAUUUCUAAACAUGGCAAGUAUGUUGAGAAAUAACUACUGGAGAAUUAAAAAAAUAUGAAAGCUAGUCCAAAUAAUGGCCAUAGUGGAUAUUAACAGUGGGUUUCAAGUCCUUAAAAACCCCUGAAGAAUAAAAUUUUCUAUACU